UUGAUUGAUUGCCUAAUUAAGUUUGAGCGAUUAGAAUUGUCUGAGGCUGAAAAAAGGUGUUUAUAUCUUGGUAUGGUUCGUAAGGUCAUAACUGAAUACAUAAUAUGUAGUAUAAUUACGUAAUAAAAUCGGGCAGAGAUAAAGAUUACAUCUAAGUCGUGAAAACACUGAUGUAUAACUGUAAUAACCGUUUCAGUUUGAAAGGCAACUUUGAAGUGUAAAUUGCUUUAAAAAAUAUAUGUAAGUAUGUGUAAGUGUAGGUAUCAGGUUCUAUGUUCAAUUUUAAAAAUAAUUAAUUCAUAGAAAUUUAUAUGAGAUAAAUAUACGACGCAGAUUUAAAUAUCUAUGCUUAUUAGAAUAACCGUUACUAAUGGCUUGUUAUUCAUCGUAUCUUUUGCUAUUUCAGCAUUCCAUCCUUAACAAUAGAAAAACAAUGCUACGGUUAUCGCCAAAUUUUACAGCCGUGAGAUGUUAUCAAUGCCAAAAUUAACAUAACACCAAGAAACAGUUUCUUUUAAGAAUUCCGGCAUUAUACGUGAAUAGGGCUAAGGGAACAAUCACGAAUCGAGACUAUGUGUGCAUAGGAACUGAUAACAGUUUUAUUGCUUAGCUUAUUUUGUUAAUUCAUUAACAUUUGUCUCGGAGUUAUCUUAGUGCAGCCAUCACACGACCUAUGACACAAUUAUCACGGCGCUGAGAGGGUAGUUAAUUUUAUUACAGUUACUUGUACCGACCGACACCGGUCGUCAUAUGAACAGCCUGGAGUUGACAGAAAAAUGUGUAAAUAUAAUUUAUUAGUGGCAUAUCUAUCGUUUAUAACAGUGAGUGAAUAUUUUAUGAGAAUAGAAGCGUUCAGAGUUUUUGAUGUGGAUGGCGCGGAAACGAUAUUGGCCUCGGAAAAUGAAAAUAUUAAUAUAGAGUGUAAAACGGAUAUGCCUAUGGCUUACUGUGGUUUCAUACACCCUACGGGAAAACGUUACUCCUUUUCAGGAUCAACUCUCAACGCGGGACAUUGCGCAAUAAAAAUAAAAGCAUCGAAGAACGACAGCGGAGUAUGGCGCUGUCACAUAGGUACCCAGGAGACGGGGCUUGAGAUCAUGCAGUCUAUAGAAGUCAGGGUGGUGACGAAGAUGGCGGCUUUAAAGCAGAAUGUCACGGCCAUACACGGCAAGCCGAUAACAUUAUCCUGUGCCACUACUAAAUUGACACCCAUGAGCUAUUGCCGCUUUGAACCCCCUACCGGCCAGCCUUUUAGUAUUAAUUCAGGAGUGACAGCUGCAAACCCCAUUCUCGGAAGAUAUUACUUUCCGAGUAACAAAAGCUUAGAUCGCGGAGACUGCGCGGUGACCAUACGUAAGGUGAAAUAUGAGGAUGUGGGCUCAUGGACCUGCGGCGCCGGCCUGGAAGACGGCAAGGAGUACAUCGACUUUAUUAAACUAGAUGUUGAAGGACUGUAUACAAUGUCGACAGCGUCCGCAACCGGCAUAACGUUCGGAGCAAUUGGUAUUGGAGCUAUACUGGCGGUACUAGGGUUCGUUGCGUGGAAGAAGAGAAGAUUCCUAGGCGCAGUGAGACCUGAUGCUGAAGAAACAGAGGGACAUGAAAUGGAACAGCUGCCAGAGAGGCGGACGCCUCAGAGGACUCCCCAGCCUGGCCGCAGCGUCCCCCAAGUGACAGUAGAGACGCCAUCUGACCCCAGCCAAUCACCCCUAAUGUCUCGAACGCCAUAAAUAUAGGUUUUUUUUCUUUGCAUGUCAAUUUAUGACUUGAUUUUUUAAGGCCAUUAUUUUUAAGUGUCACUGGCCUCUAAUGUAAGAUAAUGUUAACAUUGAUUUUAAUUAUUGUUGUUGUAUAGUAUGGAUUUUGUUUUUAAUUAUAGUUAUUAAUUAUAAAUUGCAAUGUAAGAUAAGUGUAGAGGUAAAACCUUAAUCCCUAUCUUGGUUGGUUAUAUUAUAAUUAUUGUAGAAACAAAACCAUAAUUUAACUAUUUAUAUUUUAUUGUUGAUUAAUAAUAUGACUAAUGAAACUAAAUUGAUUUACAAUGAUCAAUAAAGUUAAUUCUUAAUAAUAAA
Trichoplusia ni (cabbage looper) is the source of this 2072-nucleotide messenger RNA. RefSeq lists its product as uncharacterized. The record is from RefSeq and is a predicted model, not a curated record. Lineage: Eukaryota; Metazoa; Arthropoda; Insecta; Lepidoptera; Noctuidae. The transcript has 5 exons. The coding region runs from base 777 to 1730 and encodes 317 amino acids.